GAUCUAAAAUUAGAUAAUCUUCUUCUGGAUAUGCACGGCUAUGUAAAGAUGACAGAUUUCGGUUUAUGCAAAGAAGGUAUGGGCCCAGAAGAUCGGACGUCGACAUUCUGUGGAACACCUGAAUUUCUUGCGCCAGAGGUAUUGACUGAUCCUUCAUAUACUCGGGCCGUCGAUUGGUGGGGCCUUGGUGUUCUCAUAUUCGAGAUGUUGGUCGGCGAGAUUCGAAAGCUUUGA
Messenger RNA from Protopolystoma xenopodis, 234 nucleotides. The record is from the annotation of a GenBank genome assembly. Lineage: Eukaryota; Metazoa; Platyhelminthes; Monogenea; Polystomatidea; Polystomatidae.